Molecule: messenger RNA, 1226 nt
Organism: Brachypodium distachyon (stiff brome)
Lineage: Eukaryota; Viridiplantae; Streptophyta; Magnoliopsida; Poales; Poaceae
Product: BTB/POZ and MATH domain-containing protein 2-like
Exons: 1
Coding region: 11-1081 (356 amino acids)
Biological process (GO): protein ubiquitination
Molecular function (GO): protein binding
Source: RefSeq, a predicted model, not a curated record
GCUACUGGCCAUGUCCGUCCCUUGUCCGUCUUCCGUUGACAUGUCCGCCUCGGCCAUCGUCGCCAAGGCCGUAUCUGGGUCGCACAUCCUCAAGAUCGACGGCUACUCCCGCACCAAGGGCCUCGGCAACGGCAAAUUCAUCAAAUCCGAAAAGUUCGCCAUCGGAGGCCAUCGCUGGCGCAUGCUAUACUACCCCGACGGUGACGUCGUCUCAGAAAAAGCCGCAGAUUGGAUAUCCAUCUAUCUAGCUUUCGAUCGCGCUAAUGCCAAUGAAGUCAAGGCACAAUUCGGAUUCAGUUUGCUUGACCAGGAUAUGCAGCCGGUGCCGUCGUACAGCAGGAAGAGUAAGAAGACACGCACCUUCUCCAGCAAAGAUACAGCUUGGGGCUUCCGUAAAUUCAUCAGAAGGAAGGAGUUGGAGGAAUCCUCUUACCUCAAGGAUGAUGUUUUCAGUGUCCGGUGCGAUGUCACCCUAACAACGGAGAUCGUCACCCAAUCCCAGCCGGCUGUCCAGGUCCCUCCGUCUGACAUGGCACAACAUCUUGGCCAGCUCCUCUCUGCCAGCGAUGGGGCAGACGUCACUUUUCAUGUCGGCGGCGAAUCGUUCCCCGCGCACAGGUACAUGCUCGCCGCCCGGUCAUCGGUCUUCAAGGCGGAGCUCCUCGGUGCGAUGAAGGAGAAGACGGCAGCCCACGUUCGGAUCGACGGUGUAGAAGCGAAAGUGUUCAAGGCUUUGCUCCACUUCAUCUACACCGAUUCACUGCCUGCUGAGACGGAUGAUGAUGGUGGCGACACGGCAGCGAUGGCUCAACAUUUGCUUGAAGCUGCGGACAGGUACAACAUCGAGAGGCUCAAGUUGAUAUGCGGCGACAAGCUGUGCAAUCUCAUCAACAGAAGCACGGUGGCGACUACGUUGGCGCUGGCAGAGCAACAUGGCUGCGGCGCGCUCAAGAAUGCUUGCUUCAAGUUCCUCACCUCUCCGGGCAACCUAAAGGCGGUCAUGGCGAGCGAGGACUAUGAGCACCUCAAGCGCAGUUGCCCCUCUCUUCUAGAGGAGCUUGUGGCCAAGCUUGCACUAUGAUCUCUUAUACGGUUGAAAGUAGCACGCAGAAACUAGAGAUUUAUCUGAAUUAUAUGUGCUGCAAUUUCUAUUUUCUGAAGUGAGCAUGUAAUUAGUACUAGUAGUAGUAUGUUAAGAACUUUUGGUUACAUAUAUAUAAAGUCUA